ACAUGCGUGUUCAAUUCAAACUUCAAAAAACAUGAAACCUUAAAACCCCCAAAAGCAGUGUCCUCAAUCAUCACAUUCUCCCACCACGAUGUUGUCUCUGACACCAAGAUCUUCUGUUGUUCCCUCACACCUCAUUCUUCUCCUUCUUCUUAUUCUUCUUCCUCUCACAGGGUCAGCAGCAGCAGUGGAAGAAGAGAAUUCUUACUCUUCUGAUCUUCACAGGGUGCUCCACAGCCAUGGCUUGCCAGCAGGGCUCUUCCCUCGGAGUGUCAAGUCUUUCAAUUUGGACCAGACGGGUCGCUUGGAGGUGCACUUGGAUCGGCCGUGUUUGGCUCAGUACGAGACGAGGGUGUUCUUCGACAGUGUGGUGAGGGCUAACCUUAGUUUCGGACAACUCAAGGUGUUGGAAGGGAUGUCAAGGGAAGAGCUUUUCUUGUGGUUGCCUGUGAAAUAUAUCUUAGUGACCGAUCCUUCUUCCGGACUCAUUGUUAUUGAUAUUGGUCUUGCUUUUAAACAUCUCUCCUUGUCUCGGUUUGAAGAUCCUCCAAUUUGUAAAUCUCAUUCUGGUCUUAUGCUUAAGGUUGGUGGAAGGAAGGGCGUUGGAUUUACAGCUCAGAGAUGAAAGGCUGUUCGCUCGGCUGAGGAUGGCUUCUUCUUUUCUCUUUUCUGGGUUCUGCUGUUCUGGUUUUCCAUAGAAAGAAUUAUGUGAAGAAAUGUGCAAAACCAAAAUAUAUAAUGUCAUCCAUUAGUUGCAUGAAGUUGAUCACAAGAGAAGAAAUUAUACCUCUGUCCGUUAAUUAGGAUCAACAUUAAAACUUUGAGGAAAACUCUAAUUCAAUUAUAGCUAGAAAAUACUUUUUGAAUA
Molecule: messenger RNA, 865 nt
Organism: Glycine soja
Lineage: Eukaryota; Viridiplantae; Streptophyta; Magnoliopsida; Fabales; Fabaceae
Exons: 2
Coding region: 89-622 (177 amino acids)
Source: RefSeq, a predicted model, not a curated record